Saccoglossus kowalevskii is the source of this 2866-nucleotide messenger RNA. RefSeq names its product transforming growth factor-beta-induced protein ig-h3-like. Gene Ontology annotation, cellular component: extracellular matrix. Gene Ontology annotation, biological process: cell adhesion; extracellular matrix organization. The record is from RefSeq and is a predicted model, not a curated record. Lineage: Eukaryota; Metazoa; Hemichordata; Enteropneusta; Harrimaniidae. Gene Ontology annotation, molecular function: cell adhesion molecule binding.
GUUGCUUGCUCUGUGUUUCGUGAUUUUUUUAAGCUACGCCGCGGCCCAGCGUGGCUGGUACCAUGGUGGCAUGGACCGACAUUACAGGGGUGGCCACGGAAUCGGGAUGGGUGGAAUGCCGUGGUGGGCCACUGACGACGCGGAGUCAACCGCUAGAAUGCCAUGGUGGGACGCUAAUAACUGGGGUGGCUACGGAGGUCAUCGUGGCUACGGAGGUCACCGUGGCUAUGGAGUCGGGAUGGGUGGAAUACCAUGGUGGGCCACUGACGACGCGGAGUCAAUCGCUAGAAGGCCAUGGUGGGCCACUGACGACGAGGGGUCAGUCGCUAGAAGGCCAUGGUGGGACACUGACGGCACGGACGCAUCUUGGACAAGCGGAAUACGACGAGGGUCAGGUGCUUCUGACUGGGACAGUACGUGGACAAGGCAUUUCCCAUGUUGGGGCGGCGGACCAUGCAUGAGGAAUGAACAAUGGGGGACAACUGACUGGGGCGACGAUUUGUCAUGGUUAAGUGACGACUCUCAGGUCGCCGACCCCGAAUCGGACUGGCAAGCUCAGGCACCAGGAGCGAGACUAGGCAGAUCACGUCAUCAUCGUAUGGGCCCUGGACAUCGGGGACGGGGCAUUUUUUCAAGACCAAGCUCAAUGCCGCAACAGUGGUGGGAUGGUCCGAAUGUCUGCAUUGAACGUAGUCAAAAUGGAUCAUCUGUGUUUGAGGACAUGUUCGACGGGAUUCGUGAAGUGUUUGCUCCCAUCAUGCAUCAUCUAGGCAUUGACAUAGAAACUAUGCCACGAACCAUGAUGCAGUACGGUACACGUGCACGCAGGAGUUCGUUUCUAUCAAGUUGGCAUUCUUCCAGAUGUUCUGAUCACCAUGGCCAUUACAGACGCUGUACUUCUAGAACUAGAUUUCCUGGCGUUAACAGAAACACGUCGGCGACGUAUGAAUGCUGCUUUGGAUACGGACGUAAAGAAGGCCUCGCCGGAUGCCCCUACAAAUACGACCUCCAACCGCUGACCGAUGCACUGAUAACUAUCCAAGUCAAUGACUUCGCGGAUUUUAUUGACGGUACUGGUGUCAAUGAACUCCUUAACGAUGGAAACAAUUACACGAUAUUUGUGCCCGAAAAUGGGGCCAUCGAUGAUCUUGCAUUGGGUGACAUUGACGUUAAUGAUCUGUUCAGUGAUAUACAACUUCAGAUGGUUCAGCGAACACUGAGAAGUCACAUCGUGCCCGGUAUUGUGCGAACCAGCCAAAUGGAAGACGAAGAAGUGAUUGAAAAUAUAGACGGCGACAAAAUACGUAUAAACUACUAUCCGGACAGUGGACCUGAACUGAUUGUGACGGCAAAUUGUGCACGUAUGGUGAAAGCCAACCAGUUUGCCACUAAUGGUGUAAUCCACGUAGUUGACAAAGUUAUCACGCCCGCAACGAAGAGCGUCGCAGAGACAAUCGCAUCGCUUCCAGGGUUUGAUAUAUUGAGAAAUGUAAUUGAGAGGAGCAGUUUGUACGACUCGUUGAACGAAGACAGUCAGCUUACUUUAUUUGCUCCGACUGACGGUGCUUUUGAACGUUUGGAUUCAGAGCUUCUUCACUCCAUCGUCAAUGGUGACAGAUGUCUAAUAGGACUGGUACAAAACCACGUGAUACCCCACACUAUAUGUUCUUCGGCAAUCACAGGUGAGCAUAUUGUGCGAACCUUGCUGGAAACAGUACUGAACAUCUCCAGAACCGAAGACGACAAACUGUUUGUAAACAACGCCCAGAUUGUUAAUACCGAUGUCAUAGCAACCAACGGCGUUAUCCACAUCAUCGAUGAAGUUAUGAUACCCCAAGAAGCCUUCUCACUAAUGGACUUACUUAAUGGUGAGGUUAAACGGAUGGUUGACAAAUCUGAACUCGGGCUGUACUUGAGAGAUACAAAAGAUGUUACAUUCUUUGUACCAACUGACGAGGCGAUUCAGGAUUUACCUGAGGAAAUGUUUGAAACGCUACAAGACAGUGGACGAUUACGUCAUAUUUUGAUGUAUCACAUCAUAGCCGACCAAUCCAUGACAUACAGUGAUAUUGGAGAGCGCAUAAACGAAGAAAUAACUACAUCCAAUGGAGAGACCAUGAGAAUUGGUACUUGCUCGAACGUGUUGCCACUCAGCUCUCCAAGAAGGCUUACUGUAGAAUGUGCUGACAUAGUUGAGGCUGAUAUCCAGGGAUGCAAUGGCGUAAUUCAUAUGAUUAAUAAGGUUCUGAUUCCACCAUAUAACAGUAUAAUGGAAAUUAUCAAAACCGACCCAUCAUUCUCUAUUCUAUUAAGAGUAAUCAAUUUCAUUGGUAUUGGGGAAAAACUUGAAAAGGAAGGACCUUUCACAAUUUUUGCUCCGUCAAAUCAAGCGUUUGAAUCCUUGGAUCAAGAUUACUUGGAGAACCUUUUCAAUGAUAAGAAUGCAUUCACUGAUGUGAUAAAUUACCAUAUUCUAGAUGAUGUUGUAUGUAGCAGUCAACUGGCCAAAUCAGCGUGGUGGUUUCCGCUGCGUUUACCAACCCUCAAUGGCCAGCGAAUUCGUUUCUGGAAUGGUCAACGUGGAACAAUGAUGAAUGAUGCACUCAUCACGGCAACUGAUACCAUGGCAACCAAUGGGGUCAUCCACACCAUCGACAAGUUGCAGCUCCCAUAUUAACCCAUUUAAUUUGUAAAAUGUACGAAGGCUUCAGCAGUUAUGUUAAUGAAGCACCACUGAUAUGCAAAUUUUAUUAACUCUGGGCGUGUAACCCAUUUUCGAUAAAUACAAUUUAUGCAGUAGACUGAUAUAAUGGAUCAAAAUCCUGUUAGACUUUUGAACAUUUUGUAUAUUAUAGAUUUUUUUAUU